CUGAGCAAAGCUGGAGUUAUUGUUCAACAAACUGCGAUAUCUGAACGACCUCUUUUCACAACUCCUCUUCUGUUUGUCUUAACGCCUUCCUUUCUGGUUCCUUGCUCGCUUCGUCGAAGAUCCGGUAACGGUCUUCUCCACGUGCGCAUCUCUCUCACUCGUUCCCUCCACGUAACCCAAAACGCAUUUCGCUCAUCUAGGUCUCUGCAAUCUGUCUUUCCGGCGACGAAGCAGGCAGUUGAAAACAUGCAGAGACCGACCUUCUCGAGCGUGCCACCGGCGCAUUCGCCUCCUCUACACCACCCAGUUCCUCAGCAUAUAUCACAGGUGCCUAAUAUGAGGAGUCCACCUCCACCAGCGCCACAGUCGACGAGCCACGAACAGCAAAAUUACGCCUAUGGAGGAUCUGGCUUCAUACAACCGCCGUUCGGCGGAUUUAUUAAUGAGAGCACCGCGCAGAUGGGCGUGCAGAUGGCUGAAAAGUAGGAGACACUUGCUCGUUGUGUAUGCGGAGAUCCGUGGACGUACGCAUCUCGCGCUUCCUCGGUGAUCCACAGUCUUCCUCGUUGCAUACGUCGUGUGAGAUAUCAGCACGCAUAUUGACAAGGUUGAUUUUAGAUACAUGGACCAACAAUUUUCGCGAUAUGUCAACGUGAGCGCCUUAAAGAACCUAUUCAAUGUGUAAGAAUCAAACAGGAUCACCUUGCGAUGCAUAGGGCAGAAGUUGACUCUGGUACUCUCCGCUGCAGGUCUAAUAGCUACGUAAUCAACAAGCUGCUCAUAAUCCUUCUUCCAUGGCGACACAAGCCCUGGGCUCGGAAGCAGGCCUCAUUCGGUAGUUCGGAAACUGUGCAGUACUUACCGCCUAGAGAGGACGUGAACUCGCCAGACGCCUACAUUCCUACCAUGGGCGUGGUUACUUAUGUUCUUCUCAGCGUCCUGCUCGCUGGACUGAGAGGAGCAUUCGAUCCGGCGCUGCUGAGCUCUGUGCUCACCUGGGCGUUCCUGAUGAUUGGUCUUGAAAUCAUGAUUCUGAACCUGGCAAAGUACUUUCUGUCCAUCAAUUCGGUUUCCUCCUUACUGGAUCUCAUCAGCUACGCUGGCUACAAGUUUGUCGGCAUCAACGUCACCAUCCUGCUUGCUGAGAUCUACAACAGAGGCGGAGGCACAGGAGGUUGGUUUGGCUGGGCCGUCUUCUUGUAUACAUACAACGCCAACGCUUUUUUCCUCCUUCGAUCAUUGCGAUACGUGCUGCUUCCUCAGGACUCGGGAGCACCAGGAGUCGCGUACGGCCCGGGUGUGAGUUCUCGCAGCCUCAAGCAGUCUCGGACAUAUGCUCUGGCAGGUUACGCUUAUCUCGCACAGUUCUUCUUCAUGUACAUUCUGUCUAACAACGUUUGAUCGCACCUGGCCGUUUGGUCAGAAAAAAAAAACAAGGCCCCAUGAAAUGGGUGCCAGAGGGAAAAAAGACCUCUACGUCCAACGCCAGGUACUGGUUCAGAAUGCUGGGUGAGCCCAAUCCACCAGGGUUCAGCUAAGACGGGUGGAGAGAAACGUCAGAAGAAGGAAAGUGUAAAAUUAGGACCACCUGCCGCUGCUAUUACAGCAUAUACGAACAUGGUGGAGCGAGUCGACGAAACAUCUCUUGGCCCGCAGUAUUGUAUGAAGAGAAUCACAGACAGAUUCCCCUUUGCGUAGCGAAUGAACAUGACCAAAGGGGGCCAUACAGCCCAUCGAUGUGAA
Messenger RNA from Verruconis gallopava, 1743 nucleotides. RefSeq lists its product as hypothetical. NCBI's taxonomy places the organism in Eukaryota, Fungi, Ascomycota, Dothideomycetes, Venturiales, Sympoventuriaceae. The coding region runs from base 709 to 1401 and encodes 230 amino acids. The record is from RefSeq and is a predicted model, not a curated record. Gene Ontology annotation, cellular component: Golgi membrane; endoplasmic reticulum membrane; COPII-coated ER to Golgi transport vesicle. The transcript has 3 exons. Gene Ontology annotation, biological process: endoplasmic reticulum to Golgi vesicle-mediated transport.